Messenger RNA from Staurois parvus, 319 nucleotides. The record is from the annotation of a GenBank genome assembly. Lineage: Eukaryota; Metazoa; Chordata; Amphibia; Anura; Ranidae.
UGAUCACAUGUAAACACGGAAAUGCCGGUUAUCGGCAUUUCUCUCCUCUCGAGCUGGCACUGAUGAUCAGUGUGCCGUGAUGAUCAGUGUAGCCCCAGCAGUGCCAGCAGUCAGUGCUCAUUAGUGUCACAUGUCAGUGCCCAUCAGUGCCACAUCAAUGCCACAUAUCAGUGCAUACCAGUGCACAUCAAUGCCACAUAUCAGUGCCAAUCUGAGCUGCCUUUCAAUGGCACCCAUCAGUGCCAGUCAGUGCCACCUAUCAUGCCAAUCAAUCAGUGCUGCCAAUCAGUGCCACCUAUCAGUGCCAGUCAGUGUCGCC